Oncorhynchus masou masou (cherry salmon) is the source of this 3974-nucleotide messenger RNA. Its product is annotated as retinal guanylyl cyclase 2-like. Gene Ontology annotation, biological process: intracellular signal transduction; receptor guanylyl cyclase signaling pathway; protein phosphorylation. NCBI's taxonomy places the organism in Eukaryota, Metazoa, Chordata, Actinopteri, Salmoniformes, Salmonidae. Gene Ontology annotation, cellular component: plasma membrane. Gene Ontology annotation, molecular function: ATP binding; peptide receptor activity; protein kinase activity. The record is from RefSeq and is a predicted model, not a curated record.
GUCAUUUGUGUUUACCAUAAACAGUGGUGAUCCUCUGCAUGCACUCUGUGCUGAUUGGAGGACACAUCCAGAGGUUGCUGUUGGAGACUGCUCUGGACAUGCACCUGACGGAUGGUUCCCUGGUGUUUAUCCCCUACGACACACUGCUCUACAGCCUGCCCUACAGGGAUGUCCGCUACCCAGCCCUCAUCAACAACGGCAAGCUGCGGAGAGCAUACGACGCUGUCCUGACCGUCACCAUGGACUCAGAGGAGAACUCAUUCUACAAGGCCUACCAGAAGACUGUGAAUGUUGGGGGGGUUCCCAGACACAUCAAGCUCCACCAGAUUUCUCCUCUGUUUGGUACCAUCUACAGCUCGAUCCUCUUCAUGGCUAACGCUCUGCAGAAUGUUUGUGAUGCUGGGGAGUGGAGGUCUGGAGCCAACCUGGUGCGCCACUCCAGGAACAUGGCUUUCUAUGGUUUCAGCCAGCGGGUCCGCACCAACGGUUCCGGGGCCAGCUUGUUGAAGUAUGUGGUGCUGGACACAGAUGGGCAGUCCUGGCCUCUGCUGCCCACCCACUGUGUGGACCUGGAGGCUGGGAUGGUGAUGUCUCUGGGCCGCAGCAUCCACUUCCCAGGGGGGGUCCAGCCCAGCCCAGACUCGAGCUGCUGGUUCAUUCCAGGCACCUUAUGCACAGGAGGAGGAGUGGAUCCAUUCCAUCUUAUCAUAGUCUUCCUGUGUAUCCUUUUGACCAUUACCUUCUCAAGUGGACUCUACUACUGUAUAAGGAGGCGUAUCAACCAGAUUAGUUUAGUCAGGGGUCCUGACAAGAUCAUGCUAACCCUGGCAGAUGUGAUCUUCAUCAACCCCUCACUCAGUAAUAAGAAGCUAAGUUUAGAUGAGAGCAAAGUGGGUGAUAUGCGUAGGAAACCCUCAGACACGGAUCGUCAGAGCCUCUCUACUCCCUUCUCUGACUCCACCGUCACCCCGGCAACCUAUGCAAACUCCAACAUAGCCAUCUUUGAGGGAGACUGGGCUUGGAUGAAAAGACUCCCGUCUGGAAACUUUAAAGCCAUUACUCCCCAGACGAGUGACGUCUUUGAGUUGAUGAAGGACAUACGACACGAGAACGUCAACCUCUUCUUGGGGUUUUUCCUUGACUGUGGUGUUUUCGGCAUCAUGACAGAGUAUUGCUCACGUAGCAGCUUGCAGGACUUGCUAAGCAAUAGUGACGUUAAGCUGGACUGGAUGUUUAAGACCUCCCUGUUAUUGGACCUUAUCAAGGGCAUGAAGUACCUCCACCACCGAGGUGUUUGUCAUGGACGACUCAAGUCUCGGAACUGCGUAGUGGAUGGCCGCUUUGUGCUCAAGAUCACAGACUACGGCUACAACAAGAUUUUGAUGGCACAAAGAUUCCCAUAUGAAGAUCCCUCCGCAGAAGAGCUGCUGUGGACGGCCCCUGAGAUCCUACGGAGCCCUCACCCAGGGCUGUGUGGCACCCAGCUAGGGGACGUCUACAGCUUCGCCAUCAUCAUGCAGGAGGUGGUGCUACGGGGACCUCCCUUCUGUAUGCUGGACCUGUCUGCUGAAGAUGUCAUCCAGAAGGUGAGGAGUUCUCCACCACUGUGCCGCCCUGUGGUAUCACCAGACCGCCCCCUGGAGUGUAUCCAGCUGAUGAAACAGUGCUGGAACGAACAGGCAGAUAGGCGGCCGCACUUCAAUGACAUCUUUGACCAGUUUAAGAACAUCAACAAAGGGAGGAAGACCAACAUUAUAGACUCCAUGCUGCGGAUGCUGGAGCAGUACUCCUCUAACCUGGAGGAGCUGAUCAGAGAGAGGACUGAGGAGCUGGAGAUAGAGAAACUGAAGACUGAGAAACUACUCACUCAGAUGCUGCCUCCAUCUGUUGCAGACGUCCUGAAGGUUGGCGGUACUGUGGAACCGGAGCAUUUUGAAAAUGUAACACUUUACUUCAGCGACAUAGUAGGUUUUACCACAAUCUCUGCCAACAGCGAGCCUAUCGAAGUGGUGGACCUCCUCAAUGACCUAUAUACUCUAUUUGACGCCAUCAUUGGCAAUCAUGAUGUAUACAAGGUGGAGACAAUAGGAGAUGCUUACAUGGUGGCGUCCGGCCUACCUGUUCCCAAUGGAAACCGUCAUGCUGCAGAGAUAUCCAGCAUGGCCCUGGACAUCCUGAGUGCUGUUGGCACCUUCAAGAUGAGACACAUGCCGGAUGUACCUGUUCGCAUACGCAUAGGACUGCACUCAGGCCCAUGUGUUGCUGGGGUGGUAGGCCUCACCAUGCCCAGGUACUGUCUGUUUGGUGACACAGUCAACACUGCCUCCAGGAUGGAAUCCACAGGAAUGCCAUACCGAAUCCAUUUGAGCCAUAGCACAGCAAAGAUCCUGGUGGAUCUGAGAGAAGGCUACCAGGUUCAACUUCGUGGAAAGACAGAGCUCAAGGGGAAAGGAAUGGAGGAGACCUACUGGCUGGUUGGAAGGGACAGUUUCACUAAACCCCUGCCUGUGCCACCUGAGCUUAAGUCAGGGAAAAUGGCUCAUGGCUUGCAGAUGGAGGAGAUCAACCGACACAAGCGGAAGAAAGCGGAACAACAACUUGCCAAGAAGAAUAAAUGAUGUAGAGUUAUACAUGAAAAAUGUAUAGCAUUACAAGGUGUUCAUGACUAGAGUACUAUCUCAGUGGGAUACUCAGUACUUACACUGAUUGCCUUUUUACUCUUCCUGGAUUUUUUCUGCUGAAGAUCUUGCUAACAGCUGACUAACGCUGUGUUCUUUCAAACUUAAACGGAGCGCAAGUGGGACUCUCUCUUCAGCAAUGACAGUGGGAAAUGGGAAAAUGGGAAAAAAGGCCACAGGCUUUAUAAACUGAUGUCCCACAUCCUUCUUGCUGUCUUUCAGAACGAAGACAGCGAAGGACUUAAAGCAUCUCCUGCAGAAAGCGGUGAGGAGGCUCUUCACUGUGCGGACAGUGACUCUGACUCUGGCAGCAGGUUUGGACGAGGACAAUGUGAUGAUGCAUCAUCACUGAAAUUGUUCUUUGCAAGAAACACCUCUAGUGAAACCUGGAAACUCUCUCUCCACUUGUGUUUGCCAUUUUGACAAUCAAGGACUCUUUUUUUUACAACCAUGGCUCCAUACACUUCCUAUAGAAAUGAGAGUUUGAAAAGUCAUUGCCACAGACCAUAGCAUGUUGUGCAUAAGCAGGAAAGGGACAACGGCAUAUGUAAAGCUAUGAGCAUCUACUAAUCAAUGGGAGUUUUUAGAAAUAGACAAUGCCUCAUUAGGACAUGGUGAGUUUGCAUUACCGUACAACAUACAGUUGGCAUCAGUGGACAUAAUACUACUUCACAAUAUACUGUAGAGAUUAUUCUACAAUCAUCAUAAGAAGCCAUUCAAAGAGGAAUUUGUCUCUGGAGAAGGAGCUAUAAAUAGCAAAUGGGAUUUCGUCACUGAACCGUUAAGGUAUCACAUUUUCUCACCCGCCCCUCACCCCAGUUGUCCAUUUCUUCAAGCAGACAGCAAGUAGAAGAUGAGUCACUGGUACAGGAGGAAGAAAACACUCUCUACAGUGAUUCUCAGUGAAAAGAAAAACAAUGUUUUGACCCAGUUGCAUGAUUUAGCCUACAAUCUCUCAUUCAUCUCGAGAGCAUGUGUUCUUCUCCUGUGCUCAAAUAAACAAACAAACAAACAAACAAACUGUGGGGCAAAUAUCUAAUAACAUACAAGAGUUAUAUAAGGGUUGUACAUGUCUAUAGUAUUUAUUUACCUGUUCAUCUGUAAAUAUGAUAAGAGUAUUGCAACGAGAAACUGAAUCUACGUUUCAUGACCUACUAUGCAGCUGUAGCCGUCUCUAGCCGAUCCUACUGAGCCAUCUGAAAUGCUUCUCUAUAGGUUGUUCCCUUGAGAUGAGAAAACAGUGGUACAAGUACAAGUACAAUAUCUGGUGAUGCAACAAUGCAAUAAAAGGCUGUG